This is a messenger RNA of Macroventuria anomochaeta, 2031 nucleotides long. Its product is annotated as G protein alpha subunit. The coding region runs from base 492 to 1553 and encodes 353 amino acids. Gene Ontology annotation, molecular function: GTP binding; GTPase activity; G-protein beta/gamma-subunit complex binding. Gene Ontology annotation, cellular component: heterotrimeric G-protein complex. The record is from RefSeq and is a predicted model, not a curated record. Gene Ontology annotation, biological process: G protein-coupled receptor signaling pathway. NCBI's taxonomy places the organism in Eukaryota, Fungi, Ascomycota, Dothideomycetes, Pleosporales, Didymellaceae. The transcript is spliced from 4 exons.
GACCGUUUGGGAUUGUAUUGCAAAGGAGGAAGAGCGACCUAGGCCCUGACUGUUGCGACCGACCAAAUGUUCUCUCAUGCGGCGAAGAAGAUGCUGUCGACUGGUCCUCUAGCCUCAGGUGCCUAUAUGUAGGCUCGACCCGUGUGAGUGCGCGUUUGGUCCUAAUCAUUAAAUCUUGCGUGUCCCCCUCUGGCCGAAAUCUAGGUGGCUGAGCUUAUGCCAGAAGUGGAAUAAGGCUUAGAAACGUGUAUUUAAGCGAGAUAACGUGCAGAUAUUUUAACGUGGAUUACGGUAACGACAGGGUUGAGCGAGGCUUGCGCUGGGAUCGAAAUCCCAAGCCCGCGGGCGGGUUAAGAGGCACGCCAGACUUUGAACAACAAAGUUAUGAAAAGCAAUACCGCAUCAAUCUUAUCCGUGCAGAACCUUUGACACGGCGAAACACAACUAGUUACCUUCCUCCUGAUGAAUGAAUAUCGUACAUACCAUUGACGAUGGGCUGCGGAAUGAGCGUAGAGGAGGAUGUGAGAGAGCGAAGGAAUGCGGAGAUUGAGAGCCAACUGAUACAGGACAAGGUGGCGCAGCGCAACGAGAUCAAGAUCUUGCUCCUUGGUGCUGGAGAAUCUGGAAAAUCGACUAUCCUAAAGCAGAUGAAGCUCAUUCACGAGGGCGGUUACUCGCGCGAGGAGCGGAAACUUUUCAAGCCGGUCAUCUUCAUGAACACGAUACAAUCGAUGCGCGUCAUUCUCGAAGCCAUGGAGGCGCUCGAUGUACCAUUUGACGAUCAGCGUGCCCUAAACCACGCUCAGAUCCUUUUGGCGAAACACGAACAAGUCGAUAGCGGCAACUUAUCGCCAGGAGUUGGUAGAGCAAUUUCAGUUCUCUGGCGGGACGCCGGUGUGCAGCAAUGCUUUCGACGGUCGCGCGAGUAUCAGUUGAACGAUUCAGCUAAAUAUUACUUUGACUCUAUCGACCGCAUCGCCGCUCCUGACUACACACCGAAUGACCAGGACGUUCUCCGAUCGCGAUUGAAGACAACCGGUAUCACAGAGACCACUUUCAUCAUUGGUAACCUUAUCUACCGCAUGUUCGAUGUUGGUGGUCAGCGAACAGAAAGAAAGAAGUGGAUACACUGCUUUGAAAAUGUUACAGCAAUUCUCUUUCUAGUCGCCAUCUCGGAGUACGACCAAUCACUCUUCGAAGACGAAACAGUCGAUCGCAUGCAAGAAGCCCUCACUCUGUUCGACUCCAUCUGCAACUCGCAGUGGUUUGUUGAGACUUCUAUCAUCUUGGUUUUCACUAAAACUGAUAUACUCAGAGAGAAGUUGCCUGUCAGCCCAUUGCAGACAUAUUUUUCCGAUUAUGAUGGGGGGCCAGACUUCACUGCCGCUUGCGAGUAUAUCAUGAACAGAUUUGUUUCGCUGAGCCAGCAUAAGAAAAGGCAGAUCUAUACGCAAUUUACCUGUGCGACAGACACCACACAAGUUCAUUGUGUCUUGGCAGCAGUAAACGACAUUAUCAUUCGAGAAAACCUUCGAUCGAACGGUCUAAUAUAAUUGAAGGAAACACUACCUUCUUUCAUUCAAACCCAGGAGGAACAUGCGAGGCGUAUCUAGUUCUAUCCAAAGUCGUCAUCUGUACGGUCUCAAGUACGUUUUUCUUUUCAACGUUCCUGCCUGACUGACCGUGUUCAUACCUCCUCCGAACUGUCUCUCUACCUGUUCACGGUACGCGGCCUUCAGAGGACCGAACACACCAACGUCACACAACAAAGCACGAUGUUGUUUUCAAAGCAAAUUUUUAGAAUCACAGAUGACCCGUGCGCUUUGAAACAGUUGAAGCUCCGAACUAAGGAUACAAGUUAUGAUACCUUCUAUCGGUGAGCUGGAAACACAUGUAUAGAUCUGUGAAGGGUCGUCACAGAUUUAUACUACAGUUGGGUGCCAAAAGUCCGUUCGCGAUGGCUUUACCCUACUAAAAAUGACCAUGUUCUAUAAUAAAUAUAACAGCCUCUGCUGAUUUAAAUAAUAUAAG